AUGAACGAAGAUCAAGUGAAGAAAGAUAUAAUCGGAGCUCCAGAAAGUCAUAUGUGUCUAAGAAGAACAAACAACUCCACACUGAACGAGAAUCUUUACGUAGAAGAAAGUAUUAUCAGAGAUCCGGUUCGUAUAAUCAGCAGAGAUCCAGGACUCCAGUUCCGACUUAACGGAACCGGAGUCGAAGCUCCAUAUUUUUUACGACUGUUCAUACUGUUACUUAUUUUAUUAGGGUUAGGAGAUGUUUUGCAAAAUCGAUAUGAAAUACUUGGAACUCUUGGUGUGGGUACAUUUGGUAAAGUCGCUAAAAUUAAAGAUUUGGAAAUUGAUCAUCACAUGGCUUUGAAAAUAAUAAAAAAUGUUGAAAAAUAUCGAGAAGCUGCUAAACUGGAAAUUAAUGUCUUGGAAAAAUUGUCUGACAAAGAUCCUGAUUCUGAAUAUCUUUGUGUUAAGAUGCUGGAUUGGUUUGAAUAUAAAGGACACAUGUGCAUUGCAUUUGAGAUGUUGGGGUUGAGUGUUUUUGAGUUUCUGAAAGACAAUAACUAUCAUCCAUAUCCCCUUGAACAAGUUCGUCACAUAGGGUAUCAGUUGUGUUACGCUGUAAAAUUUUUACACAAUAACGGAUUAACACAUACUGAUUUGAAACCUGAAAAUAUUUUAUUUGUUGAAUCAGUUUAUGAUAUGGUAUAUAGUACUGAAAUACAAAAGUAUGUUAAGAGAAUUAGAAGAACUGAUAUUAAGCUAAUUGAUUUUGGUAGUGCAACUUUUGAUCAUGAACACCACAGCACAAUAGUAUGUACUCGUCAUUACAGGGCACCUGAAGUCAUUUUGGAAUUGGGAUGGUCACAACCCUGUGAUGUGUGGUCAAUAGGUUGUAUCUUCUUUGAGUUGCAUUUAGGAAUAGCCCUCUUUCAAACUCAUGAUAACAGGGAACAUCUGGCGAUGAUGCAAAGAAUACUUGGAGAAUUUCCUGCGAACAUGAUUAGAAAAACUGAAACAAAAUAUUUUUACAAAGGAAAGCUUGAUUGGGAUGAAAAAAGUUCACUUAGUAGAUAUAGAUAUAUCAGAGAUAAUUGCAAACCGCUUAUAAGAUAUAAGCACUUUGACGAUUCAGAUCAUAACUCUUUAUUUGAUAUGAUNGCUUCAAUUUAUUUGGAAAAAGCCUUCCACUCUGCUUGCAUAAGAUUAUACAACUUGGCAAAUAUUUUGACUGCUUCAUUGUUUCGGUUUGGUUUACUCGAGGUAUGA
Messenger RNA from Leptinotarsa decemlineata (Colorado potato beetle), 1248 nucleotides. Its product is annotated as serine/threonine-protein kinase Doa-like. Lineage: Eukaryota; Metazoa; Arthropoda; Insecta; Coleoptera; Chrysomelidae. The record is from RefSeq and is a predicted model, not a curated record.